CUCUAGAUUGCCCGUCUGUAAGAUGGCGGAGGCAGCCGGUGUUUACGCCGUGGUGAGGAACAUCCCGCAGCAGCUCCGCGCCGCUGAUCUCCGCCAGUACUUCUCACAGUUCACCGAGAGCGGCGGCUUCAGCUGCUUCCACUACCGGCAUCGGCCCGAGCGGCAGCGGCACCAGCACCAGGGCUCAGGGCGAGGAGGGCCGGACGGUGCCCUGACCUGCUGUUGCGUGGUGAGGCUGUCGGCCGAGUGGGCCCCCCAGUUCCUGCGGAUGUAUGACGGCGGCCAGUGGGUCGACAGGGCCGGGGACUCGCUGCGGGGACGCUGCCGCAUCCACACCGUCAGGGUCGGGGAGGUGACAGAAUCGGACAUUUCAUACAAAACAAGAAAGGAGCUUCGGAGUCGGAGAGCCCUGAGUGAAACUUUCACAGCUGAAGAUCUGUCCAGAUUGGCAGAAUUAAACCCUCCGGCAGUAAUGCCCAAUGGGAAUGUGGGAACUCCGCUGAGGGUUUUCCUGGAAUUGAUCCAAGCUUGUCGUCUGCCUCCCCGUAUCAUCACCAAGCUCUGUUUGAAGUUCCCCAAGACAAGCUCUAAUAGGCGUUAUGGGAAUGUUCCUUUCCUGUACCAGAAUUCAACCUCAGUGCUGGCUGAAGGAAGGGCUGAGACAGAAGCAGCAGCAGAGGACCAACAACAAGAUUCAGCUGCUCACUUCCUGGAGUUGCAAGAGGCAGUGCCUGAGAAAUCUCCACAGGGAAGUGAAGAGGAAGAGGAGUCCCAUUCUGAGGAUGAUGACGAUGAGUGUGAGGAAUGGGAGAGAUAUGAAGCAUUGUAUGACGAUGUUACAACCCAGGAUCGGACAAAGGAGCGACUGUUUGAGGAAGAAAUUGAGCUAAAGUGGGAGAAAGGAGGCUCUGGCCUCGUGUUUUAUACAGAUGCACAGUUUUGGCAAGAGAAAACAGAUUUUGAUGAGGAGACAGCAGAUGACUGGGAUGUCGAUAUGAGUGUAUACUACAACAAAGGGCAACCAGGAAGGCAAGAUGGAGGUGAUAAAGAUUCCCAGGAUUAUGUGCAGAUGAGGCUGGAACAACGGCUGAGGGAGGGUCUUGAGAGUGCGUCUGCACAGUCCCCUCGUAUUGGAGGCUUCGAGCGAUACACCAAGGGAAUUGGCAGGAAGGUGAUGGAACGGCAGGGAUGGAGGGACGGUCAAGGCCUUGGCUGUAGCAAUUCUGGGUUGGCUGAUGCUCUGGACAAUGACGGGCAGCAUCCGAAGUGUAAGCGAGGAUUCGGGUAUCAUGGAGAAAGAAUUCAGAAUUUUCAGCCAGUGAAGAAACCAUAUCGACAGACCAGUCACCUGAUUUCAACUGUGUAUGACGAACCUGAGGAGAUAGACCAAGGUGACACCUUGCUUCGGAGACAGCCAGUGACCAGCAUGAAGUACAGAGAGGACCUAAAGUUUGUUAAAGCCAAAGAGCCUGGAAACUACGCACAGUAACUCAGCUGGCUUUUUACACCUACAAGUGGAGUCUAGUUUUGUGAAUAAUGAUACUAGAUUCUGUUUUUUUUUAACAGUUUGAUGUAGCAAGGAGCUACUAAUCACUGCCUCGCUCCACCAGAUAUCCAGCUUCAGUCCUGAGCUCAGAUGCUCUGUGUGGAGAUUUGCACAUCGUUCCUGUGACCUUGUGGGUUUCCUCUCACAUCCAAAGAUAUGCAGGUUAGCAGGUCAAAGUAAAUUACCCCUAAUGUGGGUAAGUGUAGGAUCUGGGGAGGGGGGUGCAGUUAAAGAGAAUGUGGGGAGAAUAAAGACUAGUAUUAAUGAUGGAUUUGAGUAAAAUGGACAGUUGAUGGUUAACGUGGAUGUGAAGGACCUGUUUUCAUGCAGUAUCUGUCAAGAUCAGGAAGUAUGGUUAGCAAAAAGAAAAUCAAAGGAAAUAAAGGUCUUUGUUUCAAGGUACCCUGUUUCCUAUUUGAGGGUUGAGUACAACACCAGAAUAGGGACAUUUGAGAACAACUCUAGUGUUUAUUCAUUUCCAUAGAUGCUGCUUGAGUUCCUGAGAUCCUCCGGCAUUUUGUGUGUUGCUGUGGAUUUCCAGCAUCUGCAGAAUCUCCUGUGUUUCUGUAGUUCAGGCUAAGCCUUUAUCUCCGUUGCUCAUGCGACUGCACACUCUUUAAUGCAUCCCUUUGCAUAAUAAGGAGUGUCAGAACUCCCGGGCCCUCACCCCAAUCCAGCUUUAUUAUUGACAGAAUUUCCAUGUCCUCAGCCUCUCUGUGAGAGUACACAUCUUUCACAAUGCUCUCCAAGAACGCCUCCUCAACCUCCCUUACAUUUUUUGGAGGAGCCUGCAGAUCAUUUCUUAUAUCGUCUACAAAUUCCUUUUUCUCUUUUGUUUUGCCUUGCAUUUGUGAAUUGUAUUCUACCUGAAUGACUUACCUCACAGAGAACCUGAGUAAUUUCCCCUGAGUUUUCCCUCAAGGGCAAAAGUAGCAAAACUGUGUGAACUUCUGUUUUAUUUUAGAGAGACUGUGUGGAAUAGGCCCUCCGAGCCGCACAGCUCAGCAAACACUGAAUUAACCCUUGAAGUGUGGGAAGAAACCGGAAGACCGGGGGGGGGGGGGGGG
This is a messenger RNA of Mobula hypostoma (lesser devil ray), 2613 nucleotides long. It is a transcript of the gene gpatch3, whose product is annotated as G patch domain containing 3. The record is from RefSeq and is a predicted model, not a curated record. Gene Ontology annotation, molecular function: nucleic acid binding. Gene Ontology annotation, biological process: negative regulation of type I interferon production; negative regulation of RIG-I signaling pathway; positive regulation of DNA-templated transcription. Lineage: Eukaryota; Metazoa; Chordata; Chondrichthyes; Myliobatiformes; Myliobatidae. The coding region runs from base 23 to 1489 and encodes 488 amino acids. The transcript has 7 exons.